Molecule: messenger RNA, 2388 nt
Organism: Aplosporella prunicola CBS 121167
Lineage: Eukaryota; Fungi; Ascomycota; Dothideomycetes; Botryosphaeriales; Aplosporellaceae
Product: glycoside hydrolase family 17 protein
Exons: 2
Coding region: 1-2388 (795 amino acids)
Biological process (GO): carbohydrate metabolic process; cell wall organization
Cellular component (GO): cell surface; extracellular region; fungal-type cell wall
Molecular function (GO): glucan endo-1,3-beta-D-glucosidase activity; 1,3-beta-glucanosyltransferase activity
Source: RefSeq, a predicted model, not a curated record
AUGCAUUCUUCUACACUUCUGGCCCUUGCGGCCUCCCUUUCGACUGCUGCUGCGCAGAUCAAAGGCUUCAAUUACGGCAGCACCUUUACCGACGGAUCCGCCAAGCAGCAGGCUGAUUUCGUAAAUGAUUUCAACACUGCUAAAGGCCUGUCUGGCGCCUCUGGCUUCACCAGUGCUCGGCUCUACACCAUGAUCCAGGGAGGCACUUCUAGCGACAUAAUCUCUGCCAUUCCCGCUGCCAUCAACACCAAAACUUCUCUUCUCCUUGGUCUCUGGGCUUCCGGCGGCGAUGCUGCCUUUCAGAAUGAGCUGAACACUCUCAACAAUGCCAUCAAACAGUAUGGUUCGCAGCUCACUGAACUCAUCAUCGGCAUUUCAGUCGGCUCGGAGGACCUCUACCGCAACUCCGUGACAGGUAUCAUCAACAAGUCAGGCAUUGGCGCUGACCCCACCGUCAUCGUGGGCUAUAUCCAGAGAGUCAAGUCUGCUCUCUCCGGAACCGCAGGCUCCGCCCUCCCCGUCGGCCAUGUCGACACCUGGACAGCCUACGUCAACGACUCCAACAGCGCCGUCAUCGACGCCUCAGACUUCCUCGGCAUGGACGCGUACCCCUACUUCCAGAACACCAUGGCCAACGGCAUCGCACAAGGCCAAAGCCUCUUCAACGACGCCUUCCAGCAGACCAAGAACCACGCAGGCAACAAGCCGGUCUGGGUAACCGAGACCGGCUGGCCCGUCUCAGGCCCCACCGAGAACCUCGCCGUGCCCGGCCUCGACCACGCCCAAACGUACUGGAACCAAGUCGGCUGCCAGAACCUCUUCGGCUCCGUCAACACCUGGUGGUACACGCUCCAGGACGCGGCGCCGGGCACGCCGAGCCCGAGCUUCGGCCUCGUUGGCUCCGACCUGAGCACGACGCCUCUUUACGACUUGAGCUGCGGCGCGGACUCGAAUGCUUCCUCGGCGUCGGUCGAUACCCAGGUCCCCUCGUCUUCGACUGUUGCUCCGCCUAGCCGUAAUACCGGAUCUCUAGUUACUUCACAGGCGGUUAGCAAUGCCCCGAUUCCGGGCGCUAAUUAUGCCUCUUCUGGCCCGGCUUCUGGUGCCGCCUCGGGUGCCACUGCUGGUGCCUCUGUUGCAGCUUCUGGUGCUGGUGCCGCGUCUGGUGCCGCGUCCGCCGGUGCUUCUGGCAUCGCUGCUACCGGCGCUCCUGCUGCUGCCUCCGGCAGUGCCGCCGGUGCUGCUCCUGGCCCUGCUCCUACGGGUGCCGCUUCUAACGCUGCCUCUGGUGCUGCCCCUGGCGUUGUUGCUACCGGCGCGUCUGGUGCUGUCUCCGGAAGUGCCGCCGGUGCUGCUCCUGGGUCUGCUCCCACGGGUGCCGCUUCUAACGCUGCCUCUGACGUCGCUGCCACCGGCUCUGCACCUGGUGCAGCACCUGGCAGUGCUUCCAGCGGUGCUUCCGGCGGUGCCCCUACGGGUGUCGCCUCUGGCGCAGCAUCCAAAGCCGCGUCGGGCGCUGCUCCAACCGGUGCCGCCGCCAGUGCUUCUGCGGCUGCCUCUGCAGCGGGCUCAUCAGCUGCUGCUGGCCAGCCCCAGGCCGGCCAGCCCCAGGGAGCUGUGGAAGUCACUACGGUCAUGCUCACUUUCUACACUACGUACUGUCCCACGCCGGGUGGUGUCACUGAGACUAUUGCGAGGACUACGCCUAUGACUACUUCGGUCUCUUUUGCUACUUCUGUCGUUGGCUCUGGCGCGGGCUCUGCUCCUGCUGCGUCUGCUCCCGCUGCUUCUGCUCCGGCGGGCACUGCACCUGCGGCUCCCGCUCCCGCGGUUUCUGCUCCGGCAGGCACAGCACCCGCGGCGUCAGCACCCGCAGCCUCCGCACCCGCAGCAUCCAGCAGCGCAUGCCCCGCGGACCUCUCCGGGGCCUACGAAUACCCGCACCUAAUCGUGCCGGUCGACGCCACCGCGCCGACCAAAUCCUCCGGCAUCAGCGAAUACGGCACCAUCAGCAGCAGCAUCUCGUCGCUCUUCAACUUCGACAUCCCCUCCAGCGACGCAGGCAAGACAUGCACGCUCACGUUCCUGUUCCCGCAGCAGGCGCAGCUCGAAACCAGCAACUACACGCUCAGCGGCGCGGGCGGCGUGGCCGCGUACAAGCUGGCGAGCCCCGCGGCCGCGGACACGAGCUUCGCGACUGUGCCUGCGCGCACCCAGAUCGGUGACGUGCACAGCCUUGUUCCGGGCAGCGCGUAUGCGCUGGCGAGUUUUGCGUGCCCGGCUGGCCAGGCUGUCGGCUUUGAGCUGGCUGCUACUGGCGCGCUGGACUUGACGUUUUUCCAGGACUAUAACCCGAGCCCGUUGGGCUUGUUUGUCACGGUGUGCUAG